CCCUUAGGGGACAGCCUCCCUCAUCAUUCAGAGCUCUCACCUUGGACCAGUAACUCACUCUUGGAAGAGGAUCAAGUCUUAAGUGAGAAGAGUGGCAACAGAAACAUGCGUCUAGAGAACAGAGAAGGCAGGCCGACCUCUGGCGUGCUGGAGAUGGAGCUCCCUCAGGCGUCUGCCCCCAGCCGUGCUGGCCUAGGAAGUCUGGGGCUGGUGGGACUCGACAGCAGCAACCACAGACCACAGCAGGGAGGCAGCAAGGCAGGCUCCCGGGGCCCCUACCUCAGUGGGGCUGCUGGGCAGAGCUGCUGGGUUCCUAUGGACCAGGAUUUUGGCCCAUUCCUCACGGAGCGGAGGUCUCACUGUCCUUUCCCCAAGCAUUUCAGCUCCAGGUCCAAAGACCCCUGCUUUACGGAAAACACUCCUUUGCUUGGAAGUUUCUCCCAAGAGGAAGGGUCACGGUGCAUGCCUGUUUACCGUCCAGAGUUCAUCACUGCUGAUGAACCUUGGGAGAACAGCUCAGCUGAGUGGGAGGGAGGAGCCCUGCUGAGCACAGAGUUGGCAGUUUCUUCUGGAUCUGCCUCCACAGAGAAGGGGGAGCUUCUGGACAGCGCUCACAUCAGGUGCCAUCUUUCCAAGCUAAGGUGCUGUGUGCAAUGGCUGAAAGUCUCAGGCUUGUUUGUCUUUGUGGUGCUGUGCUCUAUUUUAUUUAGCCUGUAUCCAGAUCAAGGAAAGUUCUGGCAGUUGUUGGCUGUGUCACCGCUGGAAAGCUAUUCUGUGAACCUCAGCAGCCAUGCAGACUCCAUGCUGCUCCAGGUGGACCUGGCAGGGGCCCUGGUGGCCAGCGGUCCAAGUCAUCUCGGGAAAGAAGAGCAUGUGGCCGUGGAGGUGACCCAGGCUAACGCUCCAGGAUCCAGGCGGCGGCGGCCACAGCAGGUCACUCAUAACUGGACGAUAUUUUUAAAUCCAAGUGGAGGCGAGCACACGGUGAUGAGCAGGACCUUUGAGGUUCUGAGCAGAGAGCCUGUUUCCAUCAACAUUCGAGCCUCCCUCCAGCAGACCCAGAUUGUUCCUCUUUUGAUGGCUCAUCAGUACCUCCGUGCAAGCAUUGAAGCACAAGUGACCAUUGCUGCGGUCAUCCUUGCUGGGGUCUAUGUGCUGAUUAUAUUUGAGAUCGUUCAUAGAACACUGGCGGCUAUGUUGGGUUCCCUUGCAGCAUUAGCAGCACUGGCUGUGAUUGGUGACAGACCUACCCUGACCCAGGUGGUGGAGUGGAUUGAUUUUGAGACCCUGGCCCUGCUGUUUGGCAUGAUGAUCUUAGUAGCCAUAUUUUCAGAAACUGGAUUUUUUGAUUACUGUGCUGUAAAGGCAUACCAACUGUCCCGGGGAAGAGUGUGGGCCAUGAUCAUCAUGCUGUGUCUCAUUGCUGCUGUCCUUUCUGCCUUCCUGGACAACGUUACCACGGCACUCCUCUUCACUCCUGUGACCAUAAGAUUGUGUGAGGUGCUCAACCUCGAUCCAAGACAAGUCCUGAUUGCAGAGGUGAUCUUCACAAAUAUUGGAGGAGCUGCCACUGCCAUUGGGGACCCGCCAAAUGUCAUUAUUGUUUCCAACCAGGAAUUGAGGAAGAUGGGCCUGGACUUCGCUGGCUUCACCGCCCACAUGUUUGCUGGGAUUUGCUUUGUUCUCUUGUUCUCCUUUCCACUCCUCAGACUCCUUUACUGGAACAGAAAGCUUUAUAACAAGGAACCCAGUGAGAUUGUUGAACUGAAGCACGAGAUCCACGUCUGGCGCUUGACUGCACAGCGCAUCAGCCCAGCCAGCCGCGAGGAGACAGCGGUUCGAGGCCUGCUCCUGGAAAAGGUGCUGUCACUGGAGCGCCUGCUGGCCCGAAGGCUGCACAGCUUCCACAGACAGAUCUCCCAGGAAGAUAAAAAUUGGGAGACCAAUAUCCAGGAGCUACAGAAAAAGCACAGGAUAUCAGACAGGACUCUGCUCACCAAAUGCGUGACUGUACUGGGAUUGGUCAUCUUCAUGUUCUUUCUCAAUUCCUUUGUCCCUGGUGUUCAUCUUGAUCUCGGGUGGAUUGCUAUUCUGGGUGCCAUCUGGCUGCUAAUUUUAGCUGAUAUUCAUGAUUUUGAGAUAAUUCUACACCGAGUAGAAUGGGCGACCCUUCUGUUCUUUGCAGCACUCUUUAUUCUGAUGGAGGCAUUGGCACAUCUCCACUUAAUAGAGUAUGUCGGAGAGCAGACUGCUUUGCUAAUAAAGAUGGUCCCAGAAGAUCAGCGCCUAGCAGCUGCCAUCAUCGUAGUAGUCUGGGUGUCGGCCAUUGCCUCGUCCUUGAUUGACAACAUCCCAUUCACUGCCACCAUGAUUCCUGUGCUCCUGAACUUAAGCAGAGAUCCUGAGAUCAGCCUGCCUGCACCACCGCUCAUGUACGCCCUGGCCCUCGGCGCCUGCCUGGGAGGUAACGGGACACUGAUUGGAGCAUCAGCCAAUGUUGUUUGUGCAGGAAUUGCAGAGCAGCAUGGAUAUGGAUUCUCUUUCAUGGAAUUUUUCAGACUGGGCUUCCCAAUGAUGAUUGUCUCCUGUAUGGUUGGGAUGUGUUACCUCCUUGUUGCUCACGUCGUGAUGGGAUGGAAUUAAUAGGUAUACAGUGUGUGAAGACUGAAGGACACUUGAGCCAUCACCACCAUCAGUAGAAAACUACCCCAAGACAUUCUUUGGAGAAGAAAAGGUGCUUAUUAUGGAGGAGCUCUGGAAUGGAGACCUUUGCUACCACUCUCUUAUGUGGGUGAAAGCUAGCAAAUUGUGGGAAAUGCAAGAUAGCCAAGAUUCUAAAAUAGGAAAAUAUGUAUAUUUCAAAAUACAUCUUGCUAUAUACUCUGUAGGAAAAGACACAAAUGUAAUAAUCCAUUCCAAAUGGUUUGUUUUGUUUAAAUGUCACUUCUCCUGAGGCUGUCAAUAGUUUUUCUUCAUGUAAUCACUCUUUAUGUUAAAAAAUGAGUAUUCAUAUUGUAUGCCCUCUGAAUACAUACUCUUCUUGGAAAAGGCAUACAGUUGGUAAGGAAACAUUAUAUAUAUUAAAAAAUGUAUUGUCCCUUGACCAAAGAUCUUAGAAUUUGUUAGUUUCUUAGAUUUUUUUAGUAGUUUACAUUAUAUAAAAUUGCAUUCUAUCCACUUGUGUUUUUCUCUGGCAUUUUUAAGUCAUUAAAAGUCCAGAAAUUUGAUUUG
Molecule: messenger RNA, 3231 nt
Organism: Sus scrofa (pig)
Lineage: Eukaryota; Metazoa; Chordata; Mammalia; Artiodactyla; Suidae
Gene: OCA2
Product: OCA2 melanosomal transmembrane protein
Biological process (GO): melanin biosynthetic process; transmembrane transport; melanocyte differentiation
Cellular component (GO): melanosome membrane
Source: RefSeq, marked provisional